Messenger RNA from Sinocyclocheilus grahami, 2515 nucleotides. RefSeq names its product cytospin-A-like. Bases 80 to 1342 code for a protein of 420 amino acids. Gene Ontology annotation, molecular function: protein binding. The transcript is spliced from 10 exons. NCBI's taxonomy places the organism in Eukaryota, Metazoa, Chordata, Actinopteri, Cypriniformes, Cyprinidae. The record is from RefSeq and is a predicted model, not a curated record.
GCGACAAACAUGUACAACUUGGAAGUCAGUCCCGGUGAAUACAAGACCUUCGAUUAGAGUGAAACAAGCUGUUGGUAACAUGGGGAAUAACUCUGGAAAAGAAAGACAUGGGUCUUCAUCAGGCACUGCUGCGGAAAUGUAUGAAACACCUCCCGCCUCGCCGUAUAGUGUUGUUACUACCUGCUCACCAACCACACAAUUGGUGUCCAUUUCCAACUGUACAAGCACAGCCACCCCUGAAUCAGCUCAAGACGCUCUGAGCUCCACCAAUCAGAAUGAUGAGCCAUUGUUGGACUGCAGGACAGGGCCUGCAAAGGAGGCUGAGGAGGGACUUAAGAUGACAGAAUCACCUGGGCAGGUGUCUUAUCUCUCAGAUGUGUGUAUGAAUGGAGACACAAAAGUGGACGCAAAACUUCUACAGGAGUGUUUGAACACACUGCAGCUUAACAACAUUGAAGAAUCCACGCACAUAUUAAAUGAUUUGUUAAAAUGUUUUCUGGUGGAGAGGGAGAAGAUAAAGGAGGAAUUGAGAAGUUGUAAGGAGAAGAUUAAGGCAGAACGUGAGGAGUGGCAGCAAUUCCAGGCUGACCUGAAGGUGGCGCUAGUGGUUUCAGACAGACUGAGGGCAGAAGCUGAGGAAGAGCUAGGUACUUUAAGAGCAGCAAGGCAGGACCUGGGCACACAGCUAGCCAAUGCCUUGCAGGGUCGCCGGGAGGUCGAAAGUCAGUUGGAGAGCCUCAGAGUUGAGCUGGAGCAGAGCAAGCAGAAACUGAAGCAGGUCACAGGCAGCCACCAGGGGGCGCCAGCAAUGAGGGGCCUAGAGAGACAAGUGGAGGGUUAUGGGAAGAGAACUGGACCCGAAGAUCAACUGUGGACAGAUGAAAUGAAGGGAAAAAGAGAAAUGCGCAUCUCUGGUACUACAGAGAGGUCAAGGAGCCUGUGCCGGCUGCCCUCAGAUUGCCCUGAUGUUGUUGUAAAUGGUACUUAUCAACCUUCCGUUACUAUGACAACAGUAUCUACUUCUAAGAGCAAGACUCAAGCAGUAAGUUUAGACCAACAGAACAACAAGACCAUAAAUAUUGAGAUCACUAAUUUCAGCAGUUGCUGGGUGGAUGGUUUGGCCUUUUGUGCUAUUUACCACAGUUACCUCCCCUCUCAUAUACCAUAUGACAAACUCAGUCCAGAGAAUAAGAAAGAGAAUCUCACUCUUGCAUUCCAGACUGGAGAAGGUUUUGGAAUCUCUGCAUCACUGACGGUGGAGGAGAUGCUAAAAGAAGAAGCACCGGACUGGCACAGAGUUCUGGAAUACGUAGAGAGCCUCUACCGCCACUUUGAGAUGUAAGACUGUGAAUAUAUACACGUCCUGAUCAUUUAUACCGUGAUCACGAAUGCUUUCAAAAUUCCACCACAGCAACAGUAUAUUCUCAGAGGGGAGCACACAACUUCAAGCAACCUUAAAGUAGACCUGAAAGUUCAUCUUUAGCUGUUGGUCUGCGAUCAGAUUUUUUAAAGUAACUAAGAGGUUUGUAUUAGAAAAGGUUUUGCUGGUUAGCAUGGCCUGCUAACACUGCCACAUAUUCUGAUUUCUUGCAAGCAACAAAUUAAUUGCUUGUUUCAUUAUAUUAUAUUGAAGAGCUGUCAAAUGGACUUAAGGGCUUGUGACUAUGUGCUCUCUUGAUGUGCCAUUGACCAAUCAGCAUUUACAGCUGAGGUGAUUAGCUCAAAAUUGUUUGUGCCAAGAACUGAGAGCCCGAAAAGGAAGCAAGCAGGUUGCUUACUUCUGGGGAUCCUGCACUAAUUUUGCAUUCACACCACUGAGAUGAGCUGGAAUGCUAUUGAAUAGCUUGUCCUAGUAUUAUAGAUCUCCUGAGAAAGGCUGGAGUGUCCGUGUAAAGUAGGGUUUUGAGUUGGAUGAGGAGUGUCCAUCAAAAUGACUGUUUUGUUUGUUAUUGCUGCUUUCUGCCCUCUGUUGGUUUUCAUUUGGUAUUGCAGUUUCAAUUUGUUGUUUGUCAUUUUGCUCUUUUUUAUUCAGAUUCUCAUACAGUAAGACCUGGACUACAGUAUAAAUCUCAAAUCACAGAAAUCAUUACUCUUGUAUGUGUGCCAUGUUUUUUCGCUGUGAUCUGAUUAAGGAACCGAGCUGAUUCAUUCAGCAGCUGUAAUAUCAUCCUGUUUUGUUAUCUUUGAGCCCCAAAACCAUCAUUGAUACUCUGACACCAAAGUACCAUUAGUGUGAUGCAUAUAUUAAAGGAAAAUAAGAUUCCAAAGACAAGCAUUAAUAAAUCAAUGUUUUGUUUUUACUGUUUAGCUCUGUUUUUCUUAAUGCGCAUUCAGACGUGUAGUUUUCCCUGACAAAUCCGUGAGGCUUUGGCAAGCCUGUUUACGUGAGAAUGUGUAGGAAAACUGUUGGACUAAAGGAAAAUAUUCAUGAAUUUGAAAGGGACAUUUAGGCAUCAUAGAUUCAACAGCCUCGAAUGUCAGUGGCUGCGCAAAAUUAUUCUGGCACAAAAAUGUA